Messenger RNA from Heterobilharzia americana, 960 nucleotides. The record is from the annotation of a GenBank genome assembly. NCBI's taxonomy places the organism in Eukaryota, Metazoa, Platyhelminthes, Trematoda, Strigeidida, Schistosomatidae.
CACCAUACAGCUCAAAUCAGUAGUUAGGGACUUCAUCGACUGGUGCUAGGUAUUAGUCUGGCUACCUUGAACCCUCUUCAAAUUUAAUCCAACUUCCCUUAGCAUUGCACGUCAAGGUAGGUGGUGAGUUGGCACGCGCAACACAUGUCCAAGCCAGCUCAGUCGAUGAAUGUCCAUAACCUCAUUAAGAGACUCGUCUGUCUUCCCUAGUACAUUUCGCCUGACCUCAACAUUGCUCACAAGUGGAUUCCACCACAUCCGAACAAUGUUACGAAGAUAUCUAUGAUCAAAACCCUUCAACCGCUUCAUGCCGUUUACUUUCAACGGCUAUGUCUUACAGCCGUCAAACAGGACAGAAGGGACUGAAGCGUAGUAUACUUAUCCUUUAAUUGAUAGAUGGAUAUCUCGCUGACACCAGAGGCGAUGCAAGUUGGCAAAUGCCAAAAAAGCCUUCUCUAUCUGAGCUCAGAUUUCGUUAGCAACCAGCUAGUUCAGGCUGAUGCAACUCCCCAAGUAAGUGAAGUGGUUGAUACAUUCCAUCACUUCAGUCCCUAUUCCUCAACUGGAAGUAGUUGCAGACUGGUCCCGGGGCAACAUCUUACGUUGGACAGGUGCGAAGCGCAUGCCAAUCAUACGCGUUUAGAAGACCCUGAGUUUUGUCAACAUCUUCACCCAACAGGACAAUAUCGUCUGCAUUUUCCAAGUCAACUAGAUAACAUCCAGGGAGUAGGUCAAUCUCUGUCGUCAGACCUAUCUAAGAUUACUUCCAUUAGUAGGUCUAUAGUAAAGUUAAGUGGGAACGAUAACAGUGGGCAUCAGUGGCAGACACCAUUAGUUGCCAUCAAUUCACAUGAUAACUCUCCACUAGCCCUGACAUGGCUGCAUGAAUUCCAGUAGAGAGCUUCGAUUAGCGUUAUAUACUUGCUCAGUACGUCCUUCACAGACAGACACUGCCACAAC